AUGCCACCAAAGAAGAAGCAAAAACUCGACAAUCGACCUACCUGUCUGCAUUCAUGCAACAAGACUUCCUUUGCAAAGGCUUUCUUACCUAAUGGGACCUACCGGCAGCGUCUUCUAGAUUACAUCGCCAUCAUCCAUCAACUCGCCGACCACGCUUCCCACGCUCUCAAAUUCUACAUCCUAUCUGCACCAACCUUCACCGUGAACGAGGAGACCAUCGAAGCAAUUCUCUAUCUUCUCAACAAGGGGGAGGCUUGGCAUCCAAGAAAGGAAGCAAAGAAGGCAUGGCGGGAUUGUUUGCUGCCAUAUGUUCAACGGUACUGCCAAAUCGUCGGCUUCGUUCACCCAAAUCUACGAGGCGAGCAGCAAUCAGUCAAUUACCUGACAGCGAGUAUGAUGGCGAACCUGAAAGUCAACGUUCAAGAACAUUUCAUGCAGAUGCUCCUUCGGUAUAUCAAUCUGCGGCUCGACGUGAAGGGACACAAGCAGCGACUGCCACUGAAAAGCGAUGCGCGGCAAGCUUUCUUUACUCGGCUAUGCUACUUGAAGUCAAUUUUCCUUUUUGAUAUUGUGCCCGAGUCACUCGAUGACUUGACCGCUGAAGAGAGUGAGCUUCUAGAAGAGAUGUGGUCCUUCAUUCCCCUUUCCGACCAGCCGCUCACAUAUUCAGUUGCUGUAGACCCUCUCGCCUUCUUCCCUGCCUACUGUCGGUUGUCAAGCCUAUAUGAAAAGCAUGGAUUUCGACGGUUCAGUGCAAUCCCACUUCGCCGCUCCCUCAUCCAAAGCCAUGUGCGGAUCGACACCGUCAUCCUCUACUCUCAUAUCCUUUGCAUCACGCGGCGAGAUGCAGAAGCCGUAGCGAAGGUCGAUUUAUGGAUGCGCAUCUGCAAUCUGCGUACCAAGGCUUUUCGGUCUCGCCACGAUAUGCAGUUUGAAGGCUCAAUCACAACGGACGGUACCUCAGUGUCUGUAUACCUAAAGCACCCAGAAGCUGACAAGUACGGAAAGCGCGGAGCGAGAAAGUCAGCAAAGGCUCUAGCAGCUGAGGUGAAGGUGCUGUAUGUGGAAAACAACUUAUCUGCUUGUCAAGAGAACAUUGUCGUUAUCGAUCCAAACAAGCGCGACAUUCUCUACUGCCAAGACAACAAGGGCACCAUCUUCCGUUACACCGCCAAUCAAUGCUGCAAGGAGACUGGAAGCCGUCGAUUUGCAAAAGAACGGCAGCGGAUGAAAGCUGGCAGUAUUGACCUCAUAGAAUCACGUAUCCCAAGCCACAAGACGAUGAACCUCAUAGACUUCAUGCGUUACCUUCUCGUUCGCUGCGCUGAUUGGGAUCGUCGAAAGGACUUCUAUUCGCAUCCUGCCCACACGCGGUGGAAGUGGCAUGCAUUUAUAAACCGUCAGAAGAGUGAAUCGAACCUCAUAUCCAACUUAUGCAACAAGUACGGUGAAAACUUUACCAUUGUGAUGGGAGAUUGGAGCGAUGCCGGUCGAACUGCAAGAUUUCAGACCUCAUCAAAGACGAAAGGAUCAACUGCUUCCUUCUCAACGAGUAUAAAACCUCAUCUGUCUGCCCUCACUGUUCAUCCGAUGACUUCCUUGAAAAAGGUUUCAAAACACGACCUCAUUCAAGACCUUGGCGACGACGAGAAGGCAAGAUUGAAAAAGUCCAUGGAUUGCUGGGUUGUACCAACCCUAACUGUCAGCAAGCCUGGACGAUGCGCUACUGGAAUCGAGAUACGCUGA
Molecule: messenger RNA, 1746 nt
Organism: Spizellomyces punctatus DAOM BR117
Lineage: Eukaryota; Fungi; Chytridiomycota; Chytridiomycetes; Spizellomycetales; Spizellomycetaceae
Exons: 2
Coding region: 1-1746 (581 amino acids)
Source: RefSeq, a predicted model, not a curated record